GGUGAGUGUGGUGGAAGGAGGUGUGGGAGUUGUUGUGCCCCCAUUCGGGACAAGGACAACUUCUGGAAGCACUGGAUGAUUUUAGUUAGAGUGUCAGGUAUCUUAAUUAAUCUUAUCCGCCAACAUUCCAUUCCAAAUUCACAGAGGUUUGGGUGGAACAAUUGGUCAGACAUGACCUUCAUCAACAAAUAAGAAAGUUGUGAGAAAUUCCUGUAGCUCUUAUCUCCCAGAAGGUCAGAACACCUUCCCACAUGUCUUGUGAACCCAAACCUCAAACAGCACAUUUUAAUGCUGUUGUGGGCCAGCUGGGUGUACAGCGUGGCUAUGCUGUCUUGGCAAGACAAGGCGGUACCUGCUUCUUUAAAACUGUCUCAGUUUAAUGAAGUUAAAUAAUUAUUUCAAACAGUUUCCAGACAGUUGAAAGGCCAUCCCUUUUAAUGUUGCACGGGUGAUGACGUCAGUCAUAACAGAAUGAAUUGCCUCUAUCAUGUGAUUGGUUAGAGUGGCUUUGUUUUGUCAGCUAGCCCGUGUGUCUGUCAAUUGUUCAUCGGGCAGCUUUUCUUGUCGUCUAUCCCAGAAGAAACUUGCACCCACUUGACGUUUCCAGUGCUGCCACAGGAACUGUAGACACGGCUGCUCUCUACUCUGCUGUGCUGCCCUCCUCUGGCAGCAGUGUGAACAUCAGCGCUAUCUGUGUCACGCCACAACACACGGCCAGAAACAAGGCUGGCAACAGGACACAGUCAAGUCACACGUCCCCGGUCACGAGGGAGAGACAGCGAACUCAUCUGCAUGUCGCCUUUUGAACUGUCAACAGGAUUCCACAGUGUUGGUCCGGCGGGUGAGUCACACUGAUACACGAGGACACGUUACGCCAGGUAUUCCCAUGUACCCCUCCACACGAUCCCUCUCUCCUAUUGUUAAGCAAUGCAGCAUGAGGAGGUGAUGCAUUUUGCCAAUAUACCAGAUCAACUGGUUAGCAACUCAACUGGAACCGUAGCAAUGCGUUUCAUCCAACUGCAUGACGCGGCUUUCAACCAAUCAGCGUUCACGGUUUGAGCCUCCUGGUAACUCAGGGUGUCUAUGUGACACCAGGCCACUUUGUGUGUUUGUUUGCCCCAGACAGAGGAAUUUUGUGAGAUUUGUUGCGUGUUUGUGUGUGACUCAGUCACACCAUUUGUGACUCAGUCACUCGUUCACUAAGAAUUGAAAUUAAAAGUUGAUCACUUACUUGAUGUGUAAAUAGGAUACAUUUCUCAUUAGAAAAUGCAGAGUUCUAUAAACUAGACAUAUAAUAGUAACAUAACCUGACCCAACUGUCAUUUUUGUAACUAAACACUUUACAUGAUGUAAUAGCUUAACUUGAUCCAACUGUCAUUUUGUAACACUCCAUAUGAUAUUAACAUAACUUGAACCAACUGUCAUUUUGAAAAACUUCAUAUUGUAGUCAUUUAACUUGACCCAACUAAACACUUCAUAUGAGGAACAAUAGGGCAUACACAGGUUUGAUUUCCAUGAUGGUCAAAUUCACAGAUGGUUACUUACUUAUUCAUAGCUCUCACUAGUGUUGUCUCAGCUAGAAGUUUAGGAUUAAUGCAUUAAUUAUAAGGCGCUGUGGAUGAGCAUCUGCUCAAGGAAACACAUGUUUGAUUUUAAUACACAGUUCUGUACAUUUGUAAUUUCUCUUUAUUUACCGGACCGGUUUAUUUUCCACAACCCAAAAAUAAACAGAGGCCUUCAAACGCGCUGUCCAUCCAGAGGCUGCCUUGCAUUCCUUCUUCCCUCAAUAUGAGUGGAGCUCAGAGUGGCUGCGUCUCAAAUGCCGUCCUGUUCACUACACAGGGCCCUAGCUCUGACUUGGGCCAACAGGGUGCAGGGUGUCAUUUCCGCCGCAAGUCAGUGGGACCCCCGUGUGGUAAAACAGAUGCAAGUAUUUUAGUGGGAGUGAGCAGAGCAGGCCACUGCUGGCAGGCUCCCUGGGCACUAAUACGACAUGAGAUGAAGUCACAGACAUUGCAACUGUGGUUGACUCCCACUCAGCAGGCAGGGCUGCACAGUCAGAGCAUUAUGCCCAGGGGGUACCAGCUGGUACCAGCCUCUCUGCUCUGCACGGACUUCAUUUGUCGAGUCGUCUGAAAACCCGGGUCAUGGAACUGUAUAACUGCAAUGGAAAACUGCUAAUUGCCAAUAUCCUCCUGGGUUGUCUGGUCGCGUUCUCGCUUUACGGACUGUGCCCGGCUACGAAGCUUUGCACAGUAGCUCCAGACCCUGUGUUCCUAAAGGAAAACAACACAGUGGACGUUCUAGUGGGCAAAAUCAUCUGUAGCGCAAAUGUAGAGCUGGCCAUCAUAGAGAACCCAGAGGAGGCGUUCUACCUGCGCGGGACGGAACUCAUCGCCAAGAGAGGACUGGACUUCGAGUCCAUCCGCAGGGUGGACGAUGCUCUGUGGGUCCGGGUGCGCUGCAACAGAACCGGGUCCAGACCAGUGAACGUGUCCUUUGAAGUUUUCAUUGAGAAUGUGAACGACAAUCCACCUAACUUCGCUCAGAGUCAUUAUACACUGGAGGUGAAUGAGCUGACUCCUGUGAACGCCAGUGUUGGUUUGAUAGAGGCUACGGACAUCGACUCGGAGCCACUGUACUAUCGUUUGGAGUCAGCCAUGGAUAGGUAUUUUAGGCUGCAGAACGCCAACACCCCCAACAUACUGGUGCAGAACAUCAUCGACUACGACUCAGUUCAAAAGAUUCAACUGGUUUUACAUGUGCAGGACACGUUCAACGUCUCCGAGUCUGGCGAGCCGUCGUUCACGGCCGUGGUGACCAUCACGGUCAACGUGAAGGACGUUGACAACCGGCCGCCAUGGUUCCAGCCCUGCGUUAAAACCAACCUGGGCACAGCCAAACUCUGCGUCAGCACCGGGUACAGGGCAAAGGUCAACCUCACGGAGAAAGAGGACGGUGCUUUAGUGUUGGACCCGGGUCCACUGUACGCUAAAGAUGGAGACAGGAACAGGAGCGAGCAAAUCAGCUAUAAAAUCCUACGAGGAAAUGAAGGCAACAUCUUCCAGAUUGACGAAGACACUGGAAACAUCAGCAUGGCCAAAGCCGCAGACAUAUCUGGCCCAAUAACCCUCACUGUCCUGGCCUCCCAGGUGACCAACAGAGACCAGUUCGCCGUAACGCAGGUCACCAUUGAGGUGCUGAAGAAGAGCAGGAACCCUCCGCGAUUCGAGAAGGAGCGCUACGAAGGCUACAUCUACAGUAACUCCGUCCCGGAGAGCAUGAUCCUACGAGACAGAACUUCCAACCGACCCUUCAGAGUCAGGGCCAGAGACGAAGACUUCGCCACCGGCGUAAACCCAGACAUUAGGUAUGAGGUACAGUACAGCAGUUAUGUCAACGUGACCACAGAAGGGUUUGUCAUUCUGAAGAGGGUCGUGAAGACAGAGUCCUUCGCUCUGCAGAUUCGUGCCAUGGAUGUUUCCACGGGGGAGUCUGGUACAGCGGCUCUGUCGGUUCAGGUCAUACCAGCGGUAACACUGCCAUCACCGUCGGGGCUGGGGUACCGUGCGGGUGACAUGGCUCUUCUGGGAUUGGUCAUGGCAGUAAUCUUGGUUCUCUGCUUCAUUGUGAUUGGCUUCCUCGUCUCCCGUCUGAGGAAGGACGGCACCGACCUGAAUAAGCUAACUGAGUGUUUGGCUCCAUGUCUGAAGAGGAGAGGAUCCCCGGACCGGCCCAAGGACACCAUGCAGUACACCAACGACGGCUACCAGGGUACAGAGGGCGACGCCCUGCGGGGCGGAGCCAGACACCGGGGAGGCGGGGCCACCAGGGACCAGGCCAUCCCUCUGGAGCGACGCCGUGGCGACCGGCACUGCGGCACCUGCGGCCCGUAUGCCAACCACAGCCACCACGCCAAGCACGCCUCGGCCAGCGGCCUGGGGAGAGGAGAGGAGGACGGGAGGAGGUCCAUCCUUGCCAAAGGCGGGAGGAAGGAGGGAGGGAAGUCGGUGUGGUUCAAGGAGAAAAAGGACGCCUCCGGGAUUGAGGUGGAGAUUAUCCCGGAUACUCUGGGUCAGGAGCAGGAGACCGAAGAGGAGGAGGUGGAUAUGGAGGAGCUGGAUGGGGGAGACGGGAGCAUAUCUACCCAGACAGAGGAGAUCGAUGAUGAGCAUGGGGACCAGGAGAGGCAGGGAGACUGUGAUUCAGCCGGUAAAGGGGAAAAAGAGAAUGCGGGAUGAAGGGGGAGAAGAUCUAAAAAGGGAAACCAACAGGCAUGAGGAGAAAUGGCGUUUACAUUACCAUGGGAACGCCUGAUUCCGGAGUGGGAUUCUGGACACAGAUGGGACAUAUUAGCACUUUUGAAGUGGACUGUAUGUCCGUCCACAUAAAAGACACUUUUGGGGAUUACUCUUAUUUAAGGACGAGUCCCAUGCAAAGCACAAGGAGGAAACUUCUCACAGGACAGAGGAGAAACAAAGUGGAUCAACGAAACACUGUGUUCCUUUUUAACUUGAUAUAUUUUAAUACAGUUUUUGUUUUGAGACAGAGUCCAUCAAGUUCUUGGUAAAUAUUCAAUGAGCUUUACUAAUAGUGUAUGUGAAAAAAAACAAGACUAUUUAAAUAGUGGACAUUUUUUUUGCCACUGAAAGUUGACAAGUUGGACAGAGAAUAUGUAAACUGAAUACUAAACUGAUUGUUGAGAGUAUUUUAGUGUAUUGUAUCAUAUUCUUUUUGAUCAUGUUUAGAGAAUUAUGACAAUGAAAUUAUCUAUGUAAUUAACCUUUUUACAUGAUGGUAUUAUGUGGAUAAAAAUUCUUCCAUUUUAUACUAUAUCAGUCAUUGGAUAUUUGAUGAAAUAAAA
Molecule: messenger RNA, 4864 nt
Organism: Esox lucius (northern pike)
Lineage: Eukaryota; Metazoa; Chordata; Actinopteri; Esociformes; Esocidae
Gene: cdhr5a
Product: cadherin-related family member 5a
Exons: 14
Coding region: 2148-4241 (697 amino acids)
Biological process (GO): homophilic cell-cell adhesion
Cellular component (GO): membrane
Molecular function (GO): calcium ion binding
Source: RefSeq, a predicted model, not a curated record